GGUCCCUGCCGGCCAAUGGCUUGCUGCUGCGCCUCCUCCGGCCGGGCCGAGGCGGGGGCCGUCACUUCCUUCGCCUCCAGCCGGCACCAGCGAGGCGGAGGAGGAGGAGGAAGGGGCGGGGAGCCUGCCCGCGCCACCAACAUGUCCUUUGAUUUCAGGAGGUUUGACAUCUACAGGAAGGUGCCAAAAGACCUUACGCAGCCAACAUUUACAGGAGCAAUUAUCUCUGUUUGCUGCUGCUUCUUCAUACUGUUUCUCCUUCUGUCUGAGCUCACUGGAUUCAUAGCCACUGAAGUAAAAGAAUGUGAAAGGAACAGAGAAGAUAAAGUCCUAAGUUGUUACAGAAAAAGAGUUAACGAGCUCUACGUGGAGGAUCCAGACAAAGACAGUAGUGGCAAAAUAGAAGUAACUUUGAACAUCAGCUUGCCAAAUCUGCACUGUGAAUUGAUUGGACUGGAUAUUCAAGAUGAAAUGGGAAGACAUGAAAUCGGCCACAUUGACAACUCAGUGAAAAUUCCCCUGAAUAAUGGGGAUGGAUGCAGGUUUGAAAGCCACUUCAGCAUCAACAAGAUUCCAGGAAACUUUCAUGUUUCAACACACAGUGCCACGGCACAGCCUCAGAACCCUGACAUGACACAUGUCAUCCACAAACUAUCUUUUGGGGACCAGUUACAGGCCCAGAAGAUCCGUGGAUCUUUCAAUGCACUGGAAGGGGCAGACAAGCUCAGCUCAAACCCCCUUGCAUCUCACGAUUAUAUACUAAAGAUUGUUCCCACUGUAUAUGAAGACAUGAGUGGAAAACAGCAGUACCCAUUUCAAUAUACUGUCGCUAAUAAGGAGUACGUAGUGUACAGCCAUACAGGGCGCAUCACUCCAGCUAUCUGGUUCCGCUAUGACCUGACUCCCAUCACAUUGAAAUACAUAGAAAGGCGGCAGCCCUUGUACAGAUUUAUCACAACAAUUUGUGCCAUCAUUGGAGGGACCUUCACUGUGGCUGGUAUUUUUGACUCCUGCAUUUUCACUGCCUCUGAAGCCUGGAAGAAGAUCCAGCUGGGGAAGAUGCAGUAGGAAAGCAACUCUCAAUCCGGUUCUGUGAGAAGAAACAAAGAAUGAGAAGUCCACAGCUAUCUUUCUUUCCCUAUUGGUUUAGUUGAUAUAUGUAACAUUGAGUUAGCACUUUGAUAGCUUUUUAAAAGCAGUAAAUGAAACAAAAACAAAAUAAACUACCCGUAUGCCAGCCAAAUCCACCCUAAGUAUAUGGAGGUUAAUUGUGUUAACAAACGGAUAUUUCAAAGAGAGAAAGAAAUGUUAGUUUGUUUCACCAUUAAAGGGAGGAAAGAGAGAGGAGGAGCGUUGUGGCAUUUCUAACCAGUCAUAUUUUAAUAGCUCCAAAUUGUCAAAUAAAACAAAAUCCUUAUUUUAACACAAACAAAAUAAUUAUUUUAAUAUUAAAAAUACUUAUUUUAACAUUAGCUUUUGUGGAUUACAAUCCACUUUUUCAGAUGCAUUGAUGGAGUGCUACAUUGUGUGCACAGUACUCUAUAUAUUAGGCUUGUGCACCGCUUUGGUUUGAUCGGUUCCCUUCAGCCAAUCUGGCUUGUUUGGCUGGCUGUAAUGGUAAGGACUCAGCCGCCAUGUUUUUUCCAGCCAAAACGGCCCGUGUGACUGCCGGGCAUGGCUUCUUCCCUUCUAUCCAGGAGCAUGUGGUACAUGCUUCCUUAACCCUGUUCCUCAAACCCAGGCUCCCUCAAAAGAAGAAAGAAAAGGAGCCCAGGAUGGGUAAUUCCUUAACCCUAUUCCUCAAACCCAGGCUUACUUGAAAAGAAGGAGGGAAAAAGGAGCCCAGGAAGGAUGCUUCCUUCACCCUGUUCCUCAAAUCCAGGCUCCCUUGAAAGAAAGAUAGGAAAGGGUCACAGGAACCGAAAGGGGAGCCUUGUAAGUUCCCCAUUCUCACCAAUGGGCCGGAUGUUCCUACAUAGCCGAAAACAGAUUUUUCCAUUAGCCAAUUUUUGAGAGGCUCCCAAAAAUGGAUCUGGGUACCCAAUGAAAUUCGGAUACUAAAAACAGAUCGCCCUCCAGCCAAAUUGCACAAGCCUACUAUAUAUGCAUCUAUACUGUGAAGCAUUUGUUCUCAAGGGAAAAACAAAAUACAUUGAGGGAAAUGACAUGCAAAUAUUUUGGGGGGCAGUUCCUGGAAAGCUCUUUGGAGAGAUGCUCUUGACAAGUGGUAGUGUUAAAUAGGACAGAUAUUAACAGUACCUGUUUCCCUAACAAAUUUAGGAAACAGUUAAUUUAUUUCCCAGCAACUGACUAUCCAGUCUGAGUGUUUACAGAUAGUAUAAAGUAACUGAAAACUUGAACAUAAUGAAUGAGAUGAGAAUAUAAGAGUUGGCUUUGUAUAAAAGAGGGAGCUUCUAUACGACUCGUUCAAAGCCUUUGAUAUGACGAAGGGAAGGAGAAGGUACGAAGGAUUCAAGUAACCUGGACAGGAAAUACAUGUGUAUUCCAUAUAUGCAGAACAAAUAGGAUGUAGCCCACGCUAUGAGGAAUCCCAAUACUUGCAUACCGCCUUCAAUGACACACCACCUUCAAUUUUAAUUUCCUAAUAUUUUCCUGAAUAUUACUUACUGAUGCCUAAGAUACUCCACAGCACUUUGAGGAAUAUGAUAAAGUUGCUACACAGAGAUUUUCCUACUGAUAUAUUUCAUUUUGAAGUACUGUAUAUAACAAUAGGUUGUUAACUCCCAAAAAAGAGUCCUGGGAGGCAAAACUUUUACCAAGAAUAAUUUUUUUUGAUAAGACUGUCGACAUAGGAAACUAGAAUAGGAUAUUUCCAAAGACCUCAAAUAGCCCUUUGUUAUAUGAACCAACUGAUAACAUUACAUGAUUUUUAUACUACCUGGGAUUGCAUACACAUCUGCUGUGUGUUUUCUAGGUUUUGCUGCACUUCUUAAAACAAAAACUAAGGAUGUCCAUGUUACAAUUUGGAGAAAAGUAUCCAUCAGUUGGAACAGUGUGUGGUCCUAUAAGGGUUGCCUUUUAAAAAAAAAAAUUAAAGUGUCAAAUUGAUACAGUGUGACUAAGUAACUUUGGCCCAGAUGUAUUUCAAACUAUAAUUCUGUGUAUUUUUUUUUCUCCGUAAAUCCCACUCAAUUCAAUGGCGUCAUUCUUAAACAAAGAAAUAUAAGAUUACAGCCUUUAUCUAUCCAGUAUGCCUGUUGAAAAAAUCACGGUGUUUGGGUAUAGGGAAGAUAGUUGGGUUUUGUCUAUUAAAAAUUGUAUGGAUUUUUUUCAUUAUCCCUUUCUUUCCUGAUUUUUUUUCUCAAUCUCUUUACAGUGAUAUCUAUACAUCUUUACAUUUUCCCCUACUUUUCUUAUGAAAUAACUUGCUACCUUGGUGUAAAACUGGAUUUUAUAAAUUCUUGUACCUUGUUUAAUAUUUGGAUGGAUUUUAUACAUUUUUUCAUUCGCAAAAAUCAAGUUGAAAAUAAUACAUGUGUGUUAUUUCAA
Messenger RNA from Anolis carolinensis (green anole), 3510 nucleotides. It is a transcript of the gene ergic1, whose product is annotated as endoplasmic reticulum-golgi intermediate compartment 1. Bases 16 to 1068 code for a protein of 350 amino acids. The transcript has 11 exons. The record is from RefSeq and is a predicted model, not a curated record. Lineage: Eukaryota; Metazoa; Chordata; Lepidosauria; Squamata; Anolidae.